AUGCUUCACUGCCUGUUCAUGGCGAUGACACUGAAUGAGUCAGUUCCUGCUUCGGACCCUGACCACAGUGAUAAGGCGCAUCUCGAGCGCCGCCCACACGAUGGAUGGUUUAGGAGGUGUGAUGGGAGCCUGGUCCAGCAGAGCCGAACCUUUUUUCUGUCAUUUCCCCGACUGUUCGUGCGAUUCACCUGCAAUUCAUGCCAACUGGCUGUCAAACAAUUCUCACUGAAGCUUUUAUUGUGCCUUUGCAGGGACAAGUUCUCCUUCAUAAUAAAAUUUUCGUCCGAUACGCAACGAGUGCUGCAGUAUCAGCCCAAUCUUUCGAUAGUAGAGGCGUUCGGCUAUUUCGGAGGAUACAUCGGAAUAUGGCUGGGAUUUUCGUUGCUAUCAGUGCUGCUUAAUCUUGAAGAGCACAUGGCCAAAAUGUUUGCCAAGCGGAUGCAGAGAGUCAAGGCAGCUGACGACACCGUGAUGGUCUUGCGGCUGAAGCAGCGCUUCUGAGGCCUUCGCCUGCAGCUGACGUCGGCUCGAAGACGGCGAAACGCUACAUACGCGAUCCAGCGGCGCGCACGCUCUGGCUUAUACACCUCACACGCUCGGCAGUGUGACUAGGAAAAAUGCGUUUCGUGCUGCAGCUGCCAUGUUUUUGCCGCGAAACUGAACGAACUUCU
Molecule: messenger RNA, 671 nt
Organism: Dermacentor silvarum
Lineage: Eukaryota; Metazoa; Arthropoda; Arachnida; Ixodida; Ixodidae
Exons: 4
Coding region: 1-501 (166 amino acids)
Source: RefSeq, a predicted model, not a curated record